GAAGCACUCGCCGGGAUCUCCUCUCGCCGCAUCUCUCAUUGUUUAAGCGUGACCACAAACAUCCCCACAAUCACAUCGCCGUCGUCACCACCGUCCUCCUCCUCGUCGACAUGGUCGGAAGCAGCCCGAUGCAGGCGGUGCUGGUGGCGCCGGGCGUCAAGGACAAGAAGGUCAUCGCCUUCAAGCGCGACGCGCUCAAGGAGAAGGACGCCGUGUCCGCGCUCAUGCGCACCAUCUCCGCGCCCGGCAGCGGCGUGCGCAGCGCCUUCUACGUCUUCGACCUCGCCCGCGUCGUCGACCUGCACCGCGCCUGGCGCCGCGCGCUCGCCGGCGUGCGCCCCUGCUACGCCGUCAAGUGCAACCCGGAGCCGGCGCUCCUCGGCGCGCUCGCCACGCUCGGGGCCGGCUUCGACUGCGCCAGCCGCAGGGAGAUCGAGGCGGUGCUCGCACUGGGCGUCGAGCCCAGCAGCAUCGUGUACGCCAACCCGUGCAAGCCCGAGGCGCACCUCGAGUACGCGGCGGAGGUGGGCGUUAACCUCACCACCUACGACUCCGAGGAGGAGGUGGCCAAGAUCAAGCGCUGCCACCCGAACUGCGACCUCGUGCUCCGCAUCAAGGGCCCCGACGGCGGCGACGUGCGCGUGGACCUCGGCGCCAAGUACGGCGCGCACGCCGACGAGGUCCUCCCGCUCCUCCGCGCCGCACAGCGCGCGGGGCUCAACGUGGCGGGUGUCUCCUUCCACGUCGGCAGCGGCGCGGCCAACACGGACGUGUACCGCGGCGCCAUCGAGGCCGCACGGAACGUCUUCGACCAGGCCCUCGCCCUCGGCAUGCCGCCCAUGCGCGUGCUCGACAUCGGGGGCGGCUUCAUGGCCGGGCCGGCCUUCGACGAGGCCGCCACGGUCAUCAACGCCGCCCUCGACCGAUACUUCGGGGACCUGGCGCCCUGCGUGGAGGUGAUCGGCGAGCCCGGGAGGUACUUCGCCGAGACGGCCUUCACCAUGGCGGCGCGCGUCAUCGGGAAGCGCACGCGCGGCGAGGUGCGCGAGUACUGGAUCGACGACGGCCUCUACGGCACCCUCAGCUGCAUCCCCAUGGACCACUACGUGCCGCGCCCGAGGCCCCUCGCCGCGCCGCGCGCCGGCGACAAGACGUACGCCUCCACCGUGUUCGGCCCGACCUGCGACUCCCUCGACACCGUGGUCACCGGCUACCAGCUGCCGGAGAUGAGCGUGGGGGACUGGCUCGUCUUCGACGACAUGGGCGCCUACACCACCGCCUCCGGCUCCAACUUCAACGGCUUCUCCACGUCCGACAUCAACAUCUACUAUGCAUACUCCAGCUGAGCCAGAUACUACGUGAUGUGGACAACAAGUGUACGUAGCAAACGCUAGUAUUGGAUUUGUUUUACUCGCUUAUUAUACAAAACGGUGUACUAAGCUCGUACAAAAAUGUACGUACGUGCUUUCUUGAUUCUAAUUUUCUGAGUAUUAGGUAUACACAUGUAUCCGAUGUUGAAAUUAUUUGUUUGUUCCUGAAAAGAGGUUCUACAGUAUACGCAACGCGUCUAUGUAUGCCAUGUUCUCGCCGUUGUAAAUAUACAAUUACAAUCGUAAAGCACUUCAUAGUAAAGCAAA
This is a messenger RNA of Lolium rigidum, 1637 nucleotides long. Its product is annotated as ornithine decarboxylase-like. Gene Ontology annotation, cellular component: cytoplasm. NCBI's taxonomy places the organism in Eukaryota, Viridiplantae, Streptophyta, Magnoliopsida, Poales, Poaceae. The coding region runs from base 111 to 1346 and encodes 411 amino acids. The transcript has a single exon. Gene Ontology annotation, molecular function: ornithine decarboxylase activity. The record is from RefSeq and is a predicted model, not a curated record.